AUGGCUUCUCUCUCUGAAACACUCUCUGAAACAGAGCAAGAAGAUCUACAUAGAUAGCUAUUGGAGAUUCAGGAACUUGUUGUUAUGGAAAGUCUGAGGAGACCCGUUGGGUUGUGCAAUUUCUUGUUAGUGGGAGUUUUGUUGGUAUUCUUUUGUGGCAUUGGGUUUUGCAUUGGUUCUUCUGCAGUUUCAAAUGAGGUAAAAAGGUGUGAUCCAAACUCUAAUGAUAGUGACUUGAGCAUUAGUUGUAGUUCCAAGAAGUUGGUGUUGCAGUCGUACUAUGAAAAGUAUGAAGACCUACUAGAUUCAAGUUUCCAAGAUUUUAUAGCAAAAGAACUUCCUAUUGGUUUGUGUGAGGUGAUGCCACAUAAUCCGAGCCUCGCUUUGAGACUCUCCAUUUUGCAUCGCAAUCUGAUAGGGAAUGGUUCUCAUCGUCAUCUUACCUCAUCCAUUAGACUUAAGAUUGAACAAGAAUUCAUAUUUGAGCUUCCUUCUCACCACUGUGAGGUUAUAGUCAUUGAGAGACUACCAUCUGGGGUAUUUGCCGAUCCAUUUGAGCUUCAACAUCUCCUUCAGCGUGGUGUGUACAGCAAUAUAGCUGUUUUUGGAGAUACAAAUUUAGAAUUGCCUUCUUUUCUGUCCAAUCGUUCUGCUGUCGAGGUUCACAUGGAUGUUGGUCAUGAUCUCUUGUUGGGUCAGAGUAAAGAGUCAAACAUCAAUAUAGAGAUUCCCCUACAUGCACGAUAUCCACCUCUAGAUGAAAGUGGCUACUGGGAAGUCAAAUUUGGUACACCUGAUUUUGUCAUGCUCUGCAAUGUUGAGGGACUAUCACAUAAUGUAAGCUGUUUAUAUAGAAUACCAGAUAUUGAUGGUUCUGAUUCUACAUCAGGUACAAUUGUCUGGAACAUACCUUCUGGGAUGAAGGUGCAUGCUCGAAUGGUUUCCCUCGGUACUUUUAUUGCUGCCUUGAUUUCAGCCAUCUUGAUUGCUGUAACAUCCAUAUUUUAUUCAGACAACUCCAGCAAACAUUCAAAAGAAUCUUAGUUCGUUAACAAUUUUGUUGCUAUACUUCUUUUGUUCAUUGUGUAAAGUUUGUUGCUGUACUUUGUAUGCUGCUUAAGUGCUUAUGUGUUUCUCAUCAGUAUAUAAACCAAGCUCCGUAUUCAAUCUAUUUUCAAUCAUACAUUGCGCUUUCCUCUAACUACACU
Molecule: messenger RNA, 1208 nt
Organism: Fragaria vesca subsp. vesca
Lineage: Eukaryota; Viridiplantae; Streptophyta; Magnoliopsida; Rosales; Rosaceae
Product: phosphatidylinositol-glycan biosynthesis class X protein-like
Exons: 5
Coding region: 85-1044 (319 amino acids)
Biological process (GO): GPI anchor biosynthetic process
Cellular component (GO): endoplasmic reticulum membrane
Source: RefSeq, a predicted model, not a curated record